Messenger RNA from Gossypium raimondii (Peruvian cotton), 1065 nucleotides. RefSeq lists its product as uncharacterized. The record is from RefSeq and is a predicted model, not a curated record. The transcript has a single exon. Lineage: Eukaryota; Viridiplantae; Streptophyta; Magnoliopsida; Malvales; Malvaceae. The coding region runs from base 1 to 1065 and encodes 354 amino acids.
AUGGAGGAGUCAAUUACACGAGUAACCGAGAAAAAUGCUGUAGUCCGAGAUUGGUCUUUGAGAACUCAAAAAGUGAAAGGGGACAGUUUGAAAGAAGGAUACACCUCUGAUCUUCCUGAGCGUGUGACUUUGAAUGCUCGUCAGAAUGAUCUCGAAGACUUGACUAGGAUUUGGAAGCAGUGGGACUCAGAUACUAGAAGCAUAUUCACUGAAAAGUAUGGGGAUAUAGCUCACUUGAUAGCAAUCGAUGUGAACGAGCAGUUGAUCCAAGCCAUGGUUCGAUUCUGGGACCCAGCCUAUCAAUGUUUCACUUUCAAUCAGGAAGAUAUGACUCCGACCAUAGAAGAGUAUGCCGCUUUGCUUCGCAUCGAUAAUGUGCAACUCAACAAGAUAUAUGUGAAGGAGCCUAAACCAAUGACCUUCAAGAAAAAGCUAAUGAAGUUGACGGGGAUGACUGAUACAUGGGCUGAAAAACAAAUAAAGAAAAAGAAUGAAGUCAGUUGUGUCCCAUGGUUUUCUCUGUGGGAGUUAGUUCAGAAUCAUCCAGAUGUGUCAAAAAGAGUGGAUUUAUUUGCCUUGGCCGUUUACGGACUGGUCGUCUUCCCGAAGGUUCUUGGGCAUAUUGAAGUUGCGGUUGUGGAUUUCUUCGAAAAGUUGUGGCAAAGAGUCAACCCGGUCCCAACCAUCUUGGCUGAGACUUUUAGAUCUCUAAAUGCUUGUAGGAGAAAAGGGGAAGGACGUUUUAUCGGAUGCGCUCAGUUACUGAAUGUUUGGAUCUUUAGCCAUUUUUGGAAGGUGGAGCGCACGCCUUUCCACAUGAUUUCAAAGACAUUCGCCGCGUUGGAAGCACACCUUGAAAAAGAUUGGCCGAAGGAUGUCACUGAAAAACAUUGGGUCUCGGUUUUUCAGAACCUCCGUGUCGAAGAUAUAACUUGGAGAGCACCUUGGAUUCGUCCCUCUGUCUUAUUAUACAAGUGUGGAAACCAAGACUGGAUGCCUUUACUAGGAUUAUGGGGAGGAGUUGGAUAUGCUCCAUUGUUGGUUCAAAGACAAUUAAACCCAUGA